Bombyx mandarina (wild silkworm) is the source of this 3256-nucleotide messenger RNA. RefSeq lists its product as uncharacterized. The record is from RefSeq and is a predicted model, not a curated record. Lineage: Eukaryota; Metazoa; Arthropoda; Insecta; Lepidoptera; Bombycidae.
AUGAACUCGCUGGUGGUGUUAUUAUCUUUGGCAGCGUUAGCCGCCGCCAAGCCCUCAGGCCUUCUUACGGGUCCCGCAAUCACCUACUCUGCCCCGCUGAUCGCAGCUGUCCCGGCAGCCGUAUCUCACCAAUCUCGAUUGGACAUCAAAUCAUCUCCGGCCAUCGUAUCAACUGCAGCCGUAGCUCCGAUCGCCGUCCGCACCGCCUUAGCUCAACCGACUGUCUUCGCUGCACCAGCAGCUGUCGUUGCCCCCGCAGCCGUCUCCAGCCAGUCGCGUCUUGACAUCAAGUCUACUCCGGCCGUUACCAGUACGUUAGUUUCUGGUGCUCCUCUGGCGUACAGUGCAAUCAGCGCCCCAAUCACCACUGCUGCAAUUACACCUUUUGCUGCAACGGCCAUCGCACCUGCUCUUCUGAGUACAUUUACACCUGCUAUUGCGGCACCCUCUUUUGUUAAGACCGCUCAGCUAGUACCGGCCGCAAUCGAAGCACCAGCAGUCCCUCUUGACACUCCAGAAGUGGUCGCUGCUCGUGCCGCUCACCUGGAAUCUAAAGCUCAGGCUGACGCUCACGUAGUCCACAAGCGUUCAGUUGUUGCUUCAGUGUACUCCACUUCUUUGGGUGCUCCAGUGGUAUCGACAUACUCAGCAGCUCCUGUUGUCUCCACCCACCUCACAUACUCUGCUCCUAUCGUCACUCCCCUUGUAACGAAGACUUAUGGAAUUCAUACUUGCGUUAUACGAGUAUAUAAACAUCAGUCAACACGGAUUCUGCAUCAGUUUCUCAAAGCCAGUAGAUCAACACAGACCACAAUGAACAAGCUGGUGGUGUUGUUUUCAAUCUUCGCGGCCGCCGUCGCCAAGCCCAGUGUGGUGGCUCCUUUGGCCUACAGCGCUAUCGUGCCUGGAGUUAGUUCGCUGUCCCAGUACAGCACCAGUGUGGUCCACGGAUCGCCUCUGGUAGCUCCUGCUUUGUACAACGCUGCACUCGUCGCUCCCGGUGUGGUUCCUGCAGUCGCCGCCCUCUCUCAAGCCCCGCACUCUCCUGCUGUCGUCCUGGAUGCUGUUAACGGUGUCCCUCUCGACACUCCUGAAGUCGUCGCUGCCCGCGCCGCUCACUUCCAGGCAAAAGCUCUAUCUGGCUACCACCACCUCCGCAAGCGGUCUGCCGUCGCUCCCGUGGCCUACAGCUCCGUCGUCUCUCCCCUUGCCUACUCUUCCCCUGUAGUCUCCGCCUAUUCAGCUCCCUUUGUAUCGGCAUAUUCUACUCCUGUAGUUUCUCCUGUUUCCCUAUACCCUAAAGCCCUUAGCGUCCACCCAUGUUUCUUGUAUUCUCUUGAUCAUCAAACACAGACCACAAUGAACAAGCUGGUGGUGUUGUUUUCAAUCUUCGCGGCCGCCGUCGCCAAGCCCAGUUUGGUGGCUCCUUUGGCCUACAGCGCUAUCGUGCCUGGAGUUAGUUCGCUGUCCCAGUACAGCACCAGUGUGGUCCACGGAUCGCCUCUGGUAGCUCCUGCUUUGUACAACGCUGCACUCAUCGCUCCCGGUGUGGUUCCUGCAGUCGCCGCCCUCUCUCAAGCCCCGCACUCUCCUGCUGUCGUCCUAGAUGCUGUUAACGGUGUCCCUCUCGACACUCCUGAAGUCGUCGCUGCCCGCGCCGCUCACUUUCAAGCGAAAGCUCUGUCUGGCUACCACCACCUCCGCAAGCGGUCUGUCGUCGCUCCCGUGGCCUACAGCUCCGUCGUCUCUCCCGUCGCCUACCCUUCGCCUGUAGUCUCCGCCUAUUCAGCUCCCUUUGUAUCGGCAUAUUCUACUCCUGUAGUUUCUCCUCUUUCUCUAUACCCCAAAACCGUUGGCCUCCGAGCAUGCCCCAAGAUAUCCACCGCCAAGAUGUCCACCACCAAGAUGUCCGCUACCAAGAUAGCCGCCACCAAGAUGUCCGCCACCAAGAUGUCCAGCACCAAAAUAUCCACCACCAAGGCUUCCAACACCAAGAUGUCCAGCGCCGAGGAGUACGGGACUGGCGACGAAAGACUUUUGAUAGUGUGUGCUUUAUUAGCUGUCGCGGCUGCUGAGCCUGGAGUCUUCCUGACGCCUCCCGUGACGUCCCUAACAACUGUGGUUUCUCCGGGAUCUACAACCAUCAGUAAGCUGGCCAGCAGCGUCGUGCAUCCCUCACCCUUGGUCUACUCUACACCGUAUGGCUACACUCAUUUCAUCAAGAAGCGGUCUGCUCCCUUAGCGCAUGCUGCGUAUAUCGCUCCUGUAGCAUACUCUGCUAUUUCUCCCGUCGUAGCAACCACCUACCACGGUAAAACUCCUCUCCUGGCUUCGACCUCCUACGUUUCUUCGACUCCUUUAAUCUCGCAACCUAUUGCGUAUUCCGCUCACUUUAUCAAGAAGCGCUCUCCACAAUGGCCCGUGAGCUACAUCGCUCCUAGCUCCUACAUCACUCCCAACACCUACAUCGCAAGUGGCCCUCUUGGAGCCACUACCUACACGACACCCUUCGUGCAGACCGUGCCGAUCGCAUCGACUGCAUCACUUCCCGUCGCAACUCAUCUGAUCAAGAAGAGGUCUGCACCCGUUCUGGCCACAACUUACACCGCACCUACUACUUACACCGCCGCUCUGCCAGGAGUUUUUUCUCAUCAAUCCAACUACAAUUUGCACGGCGCUCCUCUUGUUACAUCUUACACACCUCUGGUGUACUCUGCUCCAAUUUCAACUCAUUUGUUGAGAAUUACACACGCAACACAGACCACUUACAGAAUGAUGAAGCUGGUGGUGUUGUCCUGCAUGUUGGCGGCCGUCUAUGGCGGACUCGUGGCGCCCAUCGCCUACACCGCACCGCUUGCAUACACCGCACCGUUGAUCGCGCCUUUCGGCAACUACAGAGGGCCGCUGUCCCUUGCCCCCGGCCAGCCCGCCAACGUCCUCGGCGCCGACGGCAGGCCCCUCGACACUCUCGAAGUUAACUUGGACCGCGCGGCGCACUACACCAGCAAAGCUCUCGGCGUCCACCUGUUGAAGAAGCGCUCUGCCGUCAUCGCACCCAUCAGCACCGUCGCCGUCGCACACUCACCACUGAUCACCCCGGUCGCUCACAUCGCCUACAGCGCUCCCCUCACUACUCCCCACUAUGCACCUCUAACCUACGCCGCUGGCCCCAUUGUGCACUGGUAGAUUAAUCGAAUUGUUAGUAAGUUGACAAAAUGUAAAUAUCCGAAACAAAAUAAACGACAAAUUCAUUUUC